This is a messenger RNA of Echinops telfairi (small Madagascar hedgehog), 522 nucleotides long. RefSeq names its product crystallin alpha A (gene CRYAA). The transcript has 3 exons. The coding region runs from base 1 to 522 and encodes 173 amino acids. The record is from RefSeq and is a predicted model, not a curated record. Gene Ontology annotation, biological process: protein refolding; lens development in camera-type eye; response to heat. NCBI's taxonomy places the organism in Eukaryota, Metazoa, Chordata, Mammalia, Afrosoricida, Tenrecidae. Gene Ontology annotation, molecular function: protein folding chaperone; structural constituent of eye lens.
AUGGACGUCACCAUCCAGCACCCCUGGUUCAAGCGAGCGCUGGGGCCCUUCUAUCCCAGCCGGCUGUUGGACCAGUUUUUUGGCGAGGGCCUCUUGGAGUAUGACUUGCUGCCCUUCCUGUCCUCUACCAUCAGCCCCUACUACCGCCAGUCCCUCUUACGGACCGUGCUGGACUCCGGCAUCUCCGAGGUGAGGUCUGACCGGGACCAGUUCCUCAUCCUCCUGGACGUGAAGCACUUCUCCCCCGAGGACCUAACGGUGAAGGUGCUGGAGGACUUUGUGGAGAUCCACGGCAAACACAGUGAGCGGCAGGACGACCACGGCUACAUCUCCCGGGAGUUCCACCGCCGCUACCGCCUGCCCACCAGCGUGGACCAGUCGGCCCUCUCCUGCUCCCUGUCUGCCGACGGCAUGCUGACUUUCUGUGGACCCAAGGUCCAGUCCGGCACGGACACCACCCACAGCGAGCGGGCCAUCCCCGUGUCUCGGGAGGAGAAGCCCACCUCUGCGCCUUUGUCCUAG